Messenger RNA from Acaulospora colombiana, 747 nucleotides. The record is from the annotation of a GenBank genome assembly. NCBI's taxonomy places the organism in Eukaryota, Fungi, Glomeromycota, Glomeromycetes, Diversisporales, Acaulosporaceae.
CUGGAAGAAGCUAAGAAAAUGUGCCCGGAUUUGAUCAUAGUGCACGUCGCUACAUACAAAGACGGCGAGUCCGAACCAAAGUACCACCCAAAUCCAGACACUACUUCUUACAAAGUGUCAUUGGACCUCUAUCGUCGAGAAAGCGUCAAGAUUAUUGAGAUAUUUAAGUCGGCUUUACCCACUGCAGAGAUUGAAAAGGCAAGUGUGGACGAAGCCUUUAUCGAUUUCACCAAUCCCGUGAGGCAAAUUAUCAUAGAGAGGUACCCAGAACUCGUCCUGUCCCAUCCGGACGAUUUAGAUGCACCACUACCGUCUCCACCUCAAACAAUCAAUUGGAAUUCUAGCUGUAACCUGAUUCCGAUCGAGGAAGAGGAAGAAAGCAUGAUAGAAGCCCCAACUCAGGACUCACCUAAACCAGAACCAGUAAAGCGAGAACCACCACCAGUCACUUGGCAUGAUAUCGCGCUAUCCAUAGGGGGAGAACUCAUGCUCAUGGCUCGAGAUGCGAUUUUCAACCAGCUCGGCUACACCACAUCUGCUGUUAGUCUAUCGUUUCCUGUUUUCCUUGUCAAGUCUAAUUUAGUCUCAACCCAGGGCGUAGCUCGCAACAAAUUUUUGGCCAAGUACCCAAUGAAUUUUAGAGCGUCCUUCGUAACGCCGCGAUUCCACGCUAUCUUACGGCUAUGCCUUUUCAAAAGGUCAGUACUUCUACUCGGAGUUGAGAACGAACUGACGUGUCCAGAUCCG